Messenger RNA from Branchiostoma belcheri (Belcher's lancelet), 4227 nucleotides. RefSeq names its product polycystic kidney disease and receptor for egg jelly-related protein-like. The coding region runs from base 1 to 4218 and encodes 1405 amino acids. The record is from RefSeq and is a predicted model, not a curated record. NCBI's taxonomy places the organism in Eukaryota, Metazoa, Chordata, Leptocardii, Amphioxiformes, Branchiostomatidae. The transcript is spliced from 22 exons. Gene Ontology annotation, molecular function: calcium ion binding.
AUGCUGGAAAACCACUUGCAGACUUACAUCAACGACAGUCAGCAGAACACAUCAUUUCCUUUUGUGGGGGCAACGGUUACAGUCACAGAUCUUGAUGAGUGUCUGGAGGACAUACAUAAGUGUCCCCGCGGUUCUACCUGUGUGAACACACCUGGUGGAUACGGAUGUACCUACUGCUCACCUGAGGUGGCCAUCACAGGCGGAGGGAUGUCCAUUCCUCGCAGCAGAGCAUUCAGACUCAACGGUCGAGUUUCCGUUGGUGCAAACUGCACCGAACAGUUUGACACAACGUACAGAUGGGAGGCAUCGCCGCCCACAGGAAGACAUAUUGUCAACACGAAGGCGGAUCUUCUCGUCCCUUCCAGAACACUGAAGUAUGGCACGUACUUGUUCAGACUCACAGUGACGGUGAAUGAGACCAACACAGGCGUUGUAGUAUCACGUACAAGUAACAGCGCAUUUGUGAGCAUCACAGCCUCCUCCCUCGUUGCUGGUAUUCUAGGUGGAUUCCGUAGGCAGGUCGGCACGGGAAGAGUGACGUUAGAUGCGGCCACGCUGUCAUUGGACCCUGAUGGCGUCCACGAUCUGAACUUUCGCUGGUCUUGUAACUCAACAACUGAUGGGGUCUGUCCUGUACUAAAUGUGCCGAGCGGAGGGGAUAAAGGUGAACUUACUGUAAACCUCGGUCUUGAAACACUUCACAAGGAGCUUACCUUCACCGUGGAGGUGUCUGCACCAGGAAGGGACGCUGUCUCUGCGAGUCAAAUCGUGGAGGUGGUUCGUUCAACCAUCCCACUAACAUCAAUCAUUUGUGACACGAUCUACGGAACGUGCGGUCCCAAAAUCAACUCUGGAGAGAAGAUGCGACUGUUCCUGGAAUGCAGCAACUGUCUAGCAGGUCCCAACGCGUACACGUACCACUGGACACUUGUGCAGCGGGUACAAGGCUCGGUCACCACUUGGACGGACCAAGACUGGGACAGGAACAUUCUCAACGACAGAAAUCAAGACUAUAUUUCAUUCAGGGCCGGCGUCUUCAAUAGGCAGGGGAGCUACACUGUAACCGCUAAAGUGACAGACCGUAACUCAUCAGAGUCUGGCUCUUCUGACUACUCCUUCACGCUGAACGAACCGCCGACUGUCGGAAACUGCACUGUCCACGCUUCAAAUACUUCCCAAGGGUUCUUUGAGAUACAGUGUCGAGACUUCAAUGAUAAUGAUCUACCCCUGCGCUAUGACUUUGAGUACACGGCAGCCGACGUCACAGUUGCCUCCGUCAAUUCCACCGUCGGUUCCACCUACCAACAUCUGCUGUACAGCGGACCGGCCUCCAGCACCCCUCCCAUCAGACUGCCUACAGGGAACCCAGACAGGAACUUCGAGCUGGAAAUCUUCAUUCGUGUGACCGAUGUCUUCGGUGCCUUUUCCAACACAAGUGUCACAGCACAAGUGAGGCAACCAGAAGAAGUCGAGGAGUUUGUGGAGACGGUUUUAGACAAGUUGGACGUCGAUGACCUACAGCAGACCACGUCAUCCAUCGCCAGCGCGGCGUCUGUGCUGAACAUCGCCAACGGAACGGACGUGAAGAAUACAACAAGGAUCGAGGCCCGUGAGCGGAUGAUGGAUAUCCUGGGGCGGGUGGAGGUACAGGAUCUGCAGGACGUGAAACAGGUGACCGGCACCCUGGAACACGUCAUCAACAAGCCUGAAGAACUGUCAGAUGAGUCUCAGGUAAAGGCGGCGGAUACAUUGAUAAAAUUAGAAAAGGUGUUGACAAAUCAGUCAUCUGAAGUGGGAACGGAGGAGCUGGAAAUAUUAGCGGCGCAUCUUGUCACAGGUGCUGUUAACGUUUUGGAGGCCUCUAGUGAAAGUGCAGGUAGGAAGAGGGAGGAAACCAGAACUCCGAACUUUAAGAAGAACGAACAGGCGACAACUACUGCUUUCGAAGCUAUUGACAACCUAGCCUCGACGGUGAUAGGGAGGAAGUUCCGGGACGAAAAACCAACGUUGGUCCAGGCUAAACAGUUCCUGAUGUCCCUUGCGAAUUCGAGCUGUGAGGGACUAGGGUUAAUACAGACAUCCGAGGAGACAAAGGCGUUUUUCCAGAUACCUGAAAAUACCCCGACAAAGCUUUGUGUCAACGGCACUGUUGGAUCUCAGACUUACUUCACUCCACUUAACCCCUUCGAAUACGCGAACAACUCCAGAGACGUCAGCACGGCGGUUCUGGGACUUUCAGUUCUCUCUGAUGAAAGACGGAAAGUUCUGGGUUUCAGAUUCAACAUCUCAGAACCAGGCGUGGCCUUCUACGUCCGCGUCACCCCUGACGUCACCGGCUAUGACGUCAACGUCACGUUGAGGGCUUACCUGAAGCGUGGCGACGUUGUCUCGCCUGGUGAUUACAGUCACAACGCCACUCUAACCCGGACUGGGUACACUGCAGACGGACGUACCGUGGCAGGGAUGCAGCCGUUUGCGUGGUUCUUAAACCAGUCAACCCUGAACAUCAGCGACCAACAGGAAACGUGGACAAUAGGAAUCCAAAGAGUUCCAACUGUUGACGAGAAUGGGCGACUAUCAGACUCCACUAUUCGCUACAACGCCAGCAUUACUCCCUACAAAUGCCUCUUCUUCAACGAGACGACGGCAAUGUGGACUGACAAUGGGUGUGAGGUUGGGCCUAAGACGACGGACGAGCAGCUACACUGUAUCUGUGACCACCUGACGGCCUUUGCUGGUUUUGUUGCGCCCAACCCGCUGGACUUAGGGAGUGCCUUUACCUUUGACCUGGACAGAAGUGUGAUCGCCCUGGUGACUGUGUGUGUCGUCAUGGCGCUGUACAUAGUGGCAGUCUUAAUCGGGAGAAACGCGGAUCUGGCCGACGAACGAAAGAGACAGAGGAAAGCACGUAAGGAGCUCUCAAAGACGACAAAGGGAAAGGGUUACCUGUCUCAUCACCUGUGGUUGUCUGUAGUGAAGUUUCCUUCAGGCCACUUCACCCGGGUACAGAGGAUCUCGUGUUGUCUGUCUCUCCUCAUGUCCUUCAUGUUAGUCAACAUCAUGUUCUACCGCGGCGACCGGGACCUCCUGUCAAAGAUCACGAUAGGAGACGUCAAUUUGACACUGCCCUUCAGCUUGACCUCCUUCAUCAUCGGUCUAGAAAGUUCACUCAUCGCUCUACCAAUCAACCUGUUCAUCGUGGUGCUUUUUCGGUACUCCGGAACAAGGAAGAAAACACCGACGCCGGUAGAUGCGUCCAAACUGAAGAACAAGCAAAGUUACGGCGUCCCCCAUAAGGGACCGUACGGCGCUGAGCUCGUUCUCCCCCGCUACCUACCGAAGGUUCAGGACGUUGAGUCGGAGUUUGACGCCGAGUACACCGCCGACCCGACCGCCUAUAUUGAGAAGUUAAAGAAAGACGGAGCUCUGAAGAAAGUGGAUACCAGAUACGUCAUUAAGAAGGAAGGGUCGAAGGUCACUGUGAACCAGAAGCCGUACCGUCCGUUUCCUUGGUGGUGCCGCAUAGUGGCCUGGCUCCUAGUGGCCGCCAUAGUGGUGGUAUCAGGAGCCUUCACUGUCCUGUACGGUAAUGAAUACGGCAGGACCAAGUCUCAGUCCUGGCUCUUCGCCUUCCUUAUCUCCUUCUUGACUGACGUCAUCAUCCUUCAACCAAUCAAGAUCAUCCUGGUCGUCAUCUUCUUCAAGCUUGUCACCAAGAAAACCAAAGUUACUCCAGAGACCAUCUCCGUAAUACAGAGUCGGAUGGAUGUAAUGGAAGAGACAGUAUGGGAGCGGAGGAGAAAGAAACUUCUUAAAUCGUACCAGGACCGUUAUGUCCGACAGCCAGCUUUACUGCGUAAAUACAUCAAUACUGGAAACAGAUCAGUUAGCAAUUACAGUGCAUCUGAUGGACAUUUCGGGCAUGAAGACUCUUCUUAUCCAGAUCAGUACCUCGUGUCUAGGCGUAGCUCCUUAAACUCGUCUGAAAGAUCUCUCACCGAUGUGGUCUUUACGAGAGACUUUGGAGACAGAGACUUGUACCAAAGGCGGUAUGUCUCGCCUCGCUACAGUCUCAGCCAACGAACAGACAGUGAUGAGUUGUCGGAUGAUCAUCAUCAGAAUCUGGCCCCCCUCCCCAGCUAUAUCAAAAGGGCAUGGAGUCCGUCUAACGACGAAGACUCGACGCACGCACACAGGGACAGUCACAUAUUCAGAUGAAUGAAUGAA